GAAGCAACGGCGGCUCGAGGGCAGUGGGGGUGGGUUGUCGGCCGGAGCCUCGCCGGAGCGCUGCAUCGCCGUAUAACUCGCCGACGAGCUCGUGCUACCUGAUUCUAUCAGGUUCAGAGGGGGUGCAGGAGGUGGAUGAUCAGCAGUAGCAUCGGUUGCAAUGAAGACAUCGGUAGCAAGAUCGCCAUUGGUGGCGCUAGUCCUGUGCCUGUCCCUCUCGUUUGGGUUCGCGUCGAGGGAUGUGGAAGAGGUAGGAUGGAGGAGAGUAGAAGGACGGGUGGAAUGGGGAAAAGGGCAUUCCGGCAACACUGGCCGGCCGUACUACUUCGGUGAGGAAAGCUUCCGUGAGUGGUCGCGCACCCCUCUUGGCCACUUCAAGCUGCUGGAGCGGUUCGACGACGAGCUGCUGCGUGGCUCCGUGGGCGACUACCGUGUGACGUACCUGGAGAUGGCGCCGCGCGCGUUCCUGCAGCCCAGUCACUUCGAUGCCGACGAGGUCUUGUACGUGAAGGAAGGCGAGGGCGUGCUGGUGCUGCUGAGGAAGGGGAGGCGGGAGUCGUUGUGCGUGAGGGAAGGCGACGUGAUGGUCAUCCCGGCCGGCUCCAUCGUGUACUUCGCCAACACGCACCGCUCCAAGUGGCUCCGCGUCGUCAUGCUCCUCAACUACGCCAGCUUUGAGGAAUUCUUCCCUGUUGGAGGCGAGGGCCCAGAUUCUUACUUGAGCGCCUUUAGCGACGAUGUUCUCCAGGCGGCAUUCAACUCGCGCCGGGAUGAACUGGAGAGAGUGUUCGAGAGGCAGAGCAAGGGGGAGAUAUGGCAGGCGUCGGAGGAGCAGAUCCAGGAGCUGAGCAGGUCGUGCUCCAGGGGCGGCGGGGGCUCAGGCUCCAAGGAGGAGGAAAUCAACCCGACCAGCCUCCCCGGCCAGAAGCCCCGCUACUCGAACAACCACGGCAGGAUGCACAUGAUCACCGGCGACGAGUGCCGCCACCUCCGCGACCUUGACAUGGAAGUUGGCAUCGCCAACAUCACCUGCGGGUCGAUGAUGGCGCCGAGAUACACCACCCGCGCGACCACGAUCGCCGUGGUCGUGGAGGGGAGAGGCUACUUCGAGAUGGCGUGCCCGCACAAGUCCGACUCCGGCCGGUCGGAGCGCCGCGAGCAUGGCAGUGAGGAGCAGCAGAUGAUGAAAUCGAGAGGGUACAAGCAAGUGACGGCCCAGAUCAAGGAGGGGUCGGUCAUCGUGCUCCCGGCGGGCUACCCGGCGACAUUCGUGACCGGGAACGAGGGGAACCUGGCCGUGGUCUGCUUCGGCGUGGGCUCUGGCAACGACGAGGAGGUGUUCCUGGCGGGCGGCAACAACUUGCUGAAGCAGCUGGACGCGCCGGCCAGGGCGAUCGUGUUCGGCGGACAGGGGAGGGAGGCGGCAGACAGGGUCAUCGGCGCGCAGACGGAUUCCGUGUUCCUACCCGGCCCGCAGCAGCAGAGCCGCGGCGGCGUCUCCGACAUGUGAGUGGUAGUGCGACGAUCUAGAGCGAGGUUUUGUGCGCAGCGCGCAUGCAGUUCGAUCAGGUAGCCGCGGGAAUAAGUAGCAGCUGGCAUGUAACCGCCAAGCCAGCUGAGAAGAUGCUAAGUACUGUAUGUAUGUGCAGGAAGUAUAUUGCUACUGAAACGGUGGAGCUAAAGGAAGGCCUUCUGGAACAGUUUUUUUUCAUGAAAUGGAACCCUUUAUAGGCAAACAAGGACUGCCAGUUUGCCUAAACAGAGGUGUUGUUGAAUUAAUUGCUGACCAUGUAGUUUGUGAAGAAGGGAAGCCUUUCACCAGAAGCAGCACACACUCUGAUUACAAUCAGGACAGGGCAUGGUGUUGAUUUGGGAGUUUUCGGCGGUUUUCUGUAAUUGAUAUGCGCGGUUCUCUGCUUUGAUGAACUGUGAGUUUGGGUUAAGGUGUACUCCCUUUGAUCGGCAUCUGAUCAUACCCUUUGAGGCGGGCUCUUUAUUGAGUCAUGAUUUAUUAUCGGAUUAUUGUGCUUCAGGUACAGGGAACACCAUUUGUAAAAUUACAGGUUGCAACAUGAAAGUUCUGGUUACAUCUCAAUGGCAGUUAAUCGUAUCAUAUUCUUGCAAAUAGAGGUACCAUUCCUCCUGUUACAGAAUCAAAUAAGGCAUCUGAAUGUAAAUUCGAGAACCAAAUUUUUUACUAUUAAGCACAAGAAAGGCUUGACAUCGUCUAGCUCAGGUCCCAUGUUGGUUCAUGUCUUAAAUAGGGCAUCACCAGGCCUCUUGUGUGGUUAGGGACCUGUUGUGAGGUUAGAGUAGGCAGAAAAUUCAGACUAGUAGCUGGACAUACACAUGGUUAGUGACCCUGGUUGGAAUAUAGGCCACUGGCGAGAGUAGCAGGUGAUCCAUGGAACGGCACUUGAAUGCACAGCUAAUUCUCACUGUACAUGCAUAUAUCGAUUCAUCACCAAAUCCCACAUAUCCAUAAAUUCCGCAAUCGCAGGCACAGAAGGUGCACCCCUGAUCAUGUGUACUGUCAACAGGUCACCGAAACCUAUGGCCUAGGGGAGUAGCUAUCCUAUGUAAUCGGUGUCUGAGUUUGGCAGAAAAUUCAGACUAGUAGCUGGACAUAGACCUGGUUAGUGACCCUGGUUGGAACAUAGGCCACUGGGUGAGAGUAGCAGGUGAUCCAUGGAACUGCACUUGAAUGCACAGCUAUCAGUUCUCACUGCACAUACAUAUAUCAAUUCAUCACCUCGACGAACUAUUGCAUCAUCCAUCAGGAGAUGGAUCGUGUCCUGGUUGAGUUGUUCCUAAGAUGUAGUUAGCAUUCAGCAGCUGAUCUGCAUGGGCAUGAAGGACCUGGAGGGUGGCGUCUGGUACAACCUGGGGGCCUUGAUUUCCGGGUGGUCCUGGUUGUUGGGGUCCUUGGUUAGGCGGCUUCUUCGGAUCCUGCUUGCCAGCUUCUACCUCCUCAUCUGCUGCUGCUGCUGCUGCUGCCUGCUCAUUGUACCAGGAAGAUGCUAUUGGUCAGAGAAGUCCCUGUGGAUGCAAGAUGGAUGAGACACCUCCGGCGGACAGUCUCUGGCAAUGCAAUCACCCAGUUCACUGAGAUUUGGACUCUGCUGGAACAUAUUCAGCCGAACGCUGACGUCCCCGACUUGGUGACUUGGAAGUGGACGGAUGGAGGCCUGGCUGGCAAGGUGCAACCUGCUGCAGUUUUCAGGCCUGGCCGGGAAAUCGGAUUCCAGAUUUUCUCAUGGCUCGCCGUCCGUGGCAAGUGUUUGACAGUAGAUAACCCGCUGAAGCAAGGCUGUACUUGCAAUCCCAUAUGCUCGCUUUACAGAAUUAUGCCCGAGGCUUCAGUUCACCUCCUUGCGGAGUUCUCCUUCAUCAGAGCUCUUUGGCAGUUGAUCCUGGAUCACUGCCACCCCCCAAUGCCAGCCAUGCGAGUAAACAGUGACGUCAAACUUCUGGAUCAACGGUCUGUCUCAGCUUACUCUGUUCCAGAGCCUCAUUGGCGGGCUUUGAGUUCUGUCCUUCAGUUAGUUUGGUGGUCAUCAUGGAAGGGGCGUAACCAGAGGGUGUUCAGAAGCAAUGCUAUUUCAUUCUAGGUGUUCGCCCAAAAUCAUAGUGGAGCUAUCAAUGUGGCAUCAGGCCGGACGCAACAGAACCAGGAAGCUGAUAGACACAUCCCGAGAGCGGGACUGAAUUUAGUUAGCCAGGCGCGAUUUUUCCUGAUUGCUUGCAUGGAGUAGCUGUUUCUGUCACUUUUUUUUUUUGACAACUAGUAGCUGUUUGUAUCUUCUUUGAGCUAUGUACGAGACGAAAAGGCCCUUGUAAAACUCUCUUUUUCCUCUAAUAAUGAUCAAUGAAAAGCUGCCCUGGGUUCGUCAGGCACCCAGCUUUGGUUA
Lolium rigidum is the source of this 3911-nucleotide messenger RNA. RefSeq names its product cupincin-like. The coding region runs from base 161 to 1510 and encodes 449 amino acids. The record is from RefSeq and is a predicted model, not a curated record. The transcript is spliced from 11 exons. NCBI's taxonomy places the organism in Eukaryota, Viridiplantae, Streptophyta, Magnoliopsida, Poales, Poaceae.